This is a messenger RNA of Echinostoma caproni, 201 nucleotides long. Lineage: Eukaryota; Metazoa; Platyhelminthes; Trematoda; Plagiorchiida; Echinostomatidae. The record is from the annotation of a GenBank genome assembly.
AUGGCACCCAUAACACGCGGUCCUUGCCGGGGCUAUCAUGUGCGCUGGGGCUAUGAUCCGGCCGAGAAUCGUUGUGUACGGUUUGUUUACGGAGGCUGUGGUGGGAAUGCGAAUAAUUAUGAGAGCAUUGAGUGGUGUGAAUAUUUCUGUCUCGAGACACCGGACGCAUUCUACGGGGAAUUGCUCAAACCGAUUUGUUGA